CCACCUGUACUAAUAAAAUCAAAGCUAGUGAAACAAAUCUCUACAAUGAGGCGCGCAGUUCAAAUCUUGUAUGGUUGAGACAAUUUACUAUUAAUUUCUGGCCUUUCUUCUUAUCAAUUUUGCCCGGUUUGUCCGAGAUAAAGAGUCUCUCGGUAUUACUCUAAUUAACUUGAGGACCACCAAAGAGUGAACAUCAUAAAGCCGAACCACAUCUUCGAUGUUGAAAGGAGUCCUCACUCUCGGGCAACAGGUCUCUCGAGUUUCAAGCCCCCAGUGGUUUCAGAUCACAAGGCAUUACAGUUACGGUUCAGUCUCGUCCAAAAUUGGCAAAGCAGAUAAUAAUAUGAUUGACAUUGAUUUCCGCAGUGACACCCUUACCAAACCAACCGAUGCCAUGAGACAAGCCAUGGCAAAUGCGGUUGUCGGUGAUGAUGUGUACCAUGAAGAUCCGACUGUCAAACAAUUGGAAGAGAAAUCUGCUAAAAUGAUUGGUAUGGAAGCUGCACUUUUCGUUCCAAGUGGUGUCAUGAGCAAUUUAAUAGCUGUUCUAACUCACUGUAAUACUCGAGGAUGUGAAAUGAUCACUGGGGACAAGAGCCACAUGUUUCUCUAUGAGCAGACUGGAGUUUGUCAGUUUGGAGGCGUCUCAAUAAAUACAGUGCACAACCUACCUGAUGGCACCUUUGACCUUGAAGAAAUGCAGCAUCAUAUUCGUAGCAGAGAUUUGCACGAACCCACAACAGCUCUUAUCUGUGUCGAGAACACGCACAACAAGUGUGGAGGUCGUGUUUUGCCCCUUUCCUGGCUUAACGAGCUCGUAGAAAUUGGCAAAAAGUGCAAUCUGCCACUUCACAUGGACGGCGCCCGCAUCUACAACGCUUCGAUUUAUCUAGGGGUGCCUGCCAAACGCAUCGUCCAAGGGUUUUCUUCCGUAAGCAUUUGUCUAAGCAAAGGACUUGGUGCACCUGUUGGCUCCCUUUUGCAUGGUUCAAGGGAUUUCAUCGAAAGAGCUAGGCGACUGCGCAAGGCCUUGGGCGGAGGAAUGAGACAGUGUGGAGUGAUUGCAGCAGCUGGAAUUGUUGCUUUGGACUCGAUGAUUGAACGUCUUGCUGAAGAUCAUGCAAAUGGAGUCGCUCUCGCAAAAGGAAUUGCCGCGUUGAAUCAUCCCUAUUUCAAAGUUGAUGUGAAAAAUAUGCAAACCAACAUUUUGGUCUUCAAUGUGGACCCCAGUAAGGUCAAUACGAGCGAAUUUUGUGCCAAACUGCAAGAGAAUACUGACGAUCAACUGACAGCUUUGGGCGGGAAGGGUGUCUGCGUGAAAGCCGUUCCGUUUGGAGCUAGUCUCAUUCGUUUUGUUGUUAACCACCACAUUACUCCAAAGAUGAUUGAGUUGGCAUUGCAGAAAAUUACUUUGGUUGUCAACGAGUACAAAAUAUAAUUCACAAAAACCUAUUUGGUUGCAUUUUUAUCAUUUAUUGAAUAAAUUUUUACUCUCAA
This is a messenger RNA of Cloeon dipterum, 1497 nucleotides long. RefSeq lists its product as uncharacterized. Gene Ontology annotation, cellular component: cytosol. Gene Ontology annotation, molecular function: L-allo-threonine aldolase activity. The coding region runs from base 218 to 1438 and encodes 406 amino acids. The record is from RefSeq and is a predicted model, not a curated record. NCBI's taxonomy places the organism in Eukaryota, Metazoa, Arthropoda, Insecta, Ephemeroptera, Baetidae. The transcript is spliced from 10 exons. Gene Ontology annotation, biological process: L-threonine catabolic process; glycine biosynthetic process.